This is a messenger RNA of Nothobranchius furzeri (turquoise killifish), 3986 nucleotides long. NCBI's taxonomy places the organism in Eukaryota, Metazoa, Chordata, Actinopteri, Cyprinodontiformes, Nothobranchiidae. The record is from RefSeq and is a predicted model, not a curated record.
GGAAACGGAAUCUGCCAGCAUCAGCUUCCUUUGAUGAUGUCAUAAAGGGCACAGUCCUAUAUAAAGGGCAAACAUAAAGCAGGCACACAGACAGCUUCAUUUGCAGAUUGGUUUUAGACCUGAACAGACCUACAAUGGCUACUGGUGGACCACACGAGGGAAACAUGGAGGUAUUUUCAGACACAUAUGAAGCUGAAUUAGACCAAAUAUAUGAGAUUUUACAAAGAGAAUUACGAGAUCUGGAAGUCAAAAAACUAGUUUUUGGUAACCAGGAACGCGACUUUGAACAAAGGGUGGAUGCGUUUGAGAAAAACAUAGCUUGCAUCAGGGAAAGUCUCCAAGAGGAAAGACAGAAAUUGGAAGCAAAAACGCAGGAUCUGGAGAAAAGAGAAUGCCACUUUGAGGAUCAACAAAAGAAACUAACGAAUCAUCUUGAUGAACUAAAGACUAGCUCUCAGAAAGGAAGAGAUAAUUUUGUUUCAACUCAGUUACUCGACGAACACAGAGUAAAGAUUGAGUUGGAAAACAGGGAACUGCAGAAACAAAGACAAGAAAUUCAAGAUGAGUGGAAUAAGAUUAAAGAAACUCAAAUUGCAAAUUGUGAGAUGGCCAAAAACUUGAAUAAGACACAAGAGAAAGUCAGAGAUUUAUGGAAAGCUUUACAGGUAAGCGAAGAGAGAUCAACAGAAGAAAUUAAUAACUUGAAAAGAGAUCUGGAAAGACAGAAAUUAGAGUUUAUCGAAUCUAAGGAACAAACAGAAAGGGAGUUAACUGCAGAAAAGCAGGCUCUCCGCGAUGAGAAGGAGCGUUUAAACGCUGGGAAAAUUACUCUACAGAACCAGAUCGUUGAGUUUCAGACUGAAUCAGAGCAGAUCCGACAGAUUCUGCUCAAAGACAAACUAGAUGUUCAACUUCUGAGAGAAAAUCUGCAGGAGGACAAAUUGGAGGUAAUGAAAACAGCAGAAGGGUUUGUGAAAGAUUUCAACGAAAGUUUACAGGAUUUGAAGGAGAAGCUGGAAUUUCUGAAUCUUGAGAAGAGAAGUCUGGAGGAAGAAAAACAACGUUUCCUGAUGACCAAGUCAGAAUCAGAGAAGGAACAAGGGAUGAUUUACAAAAUCCUCGAGGAAGAAUUAGAUAAUUUGCAUUUGGGAAAACAAAGUCUGGAAACACAAGUGAUGGACUUUAGGGAAGAAAUUGCUGCAGCAGGUAAGAUCUUAAAAGAGAAGGAAACUGCUCUAGAAGAAGGGCUGGAGGGUCUGAGACUUCAGAGAGAAACUCUGGAGGAAGAAAAGACAAAUUUCCAGCUAACAAAGUUCAGAUCGGAAGAGGAGAAUAAGGGAAUACAGGCUUACCUCCAACAAGAGCUGAAAAAAUUACGAGUUGGGCAACAGAGUCUAGACAAACAGAUGAUGGAGUCUGAACAGAGAAACAUAAACUCAGAGCAGGUCAUUCAAGACAUUCGACGGGUUCUUCAGGAAGAGAGAGACUGUUUAGUAAUGCUCCGACAAAACCUGGAGGAAGAGAAACAACGUUUCCUGAUAACUAAGUCAGAAUCAGAGAAGGAACAAGGGAUGAUUUACAAAUUCCUCGAGGAAGAAUUAGACAAUUUGCGUUUUGGAAAACAAAGUCUGGAAACACAAGUGACGGACUUUAGGGAAGAAAUUGCUGCAGCAGGUAAGAUUUUAAAAGAGAAGGAAACUGCUCUAGAAGAAGGGCUGGAGGGUCUGAGACUUCAGAGAGAAACUCUGGAGGAAGAAAAGACAAAUUUCCAGUUAACAAAGUUCAGAUCGGAAGAGGGGAAUAAGGAAAUACAGGCAAAAGAGCUGGAAAUAUUCCAAAUUAGGCAACAAACUCUCAUCAAACAGAUGACAGACUCUGAAGAGAGAAACAUAAACUCAGAGCAGGUCAUUCAAGACAUUCAACGGGUUCUUCAGGAAGAGAGAGACUGUUUAGUAACGCUCUCACAAAACCUGGAGGAAGAGAAACUAGAGUUUAUGGAAAAAAGGGAAGCAGAAACUCACCUUUUAAAGGAGAAACAACAAGCUCUGGAAGAAGGGGUUGAACUUUUGACUCAAGAGGUAAUUAAUUCUUUGGAAGCGAGAAUGGAUGAAAUUGACAGACAUGUUGGACAAUGUUUCCAGCUUCUUCAAGAGGAAGAGGGGGAUUUAGAUCAGAUUGUGCAGGAGCUGGAAGCAGCAUUUUUAAAUGUCGAAGACGAGCAGCCACCUGUGGAGGACGAGUCAGACAGUCCCACAGCUGCGUCUGAAGAUCUGGGGGAACUGAAUUUAGAAAAAACUGUGACUACCCAGGUACCCAGUGACGGGAACCCAACUCUUCACGGUCCUCAUGAUGAUGAUGAUGUCAGGGAACUGAGUUUAGAAAAAACAAAGACAAAUUCAGAAGAAGAGCAUGAAGAAAAGUAUGAAUGCUUCCUAGAUGAGUUCCAGUAUUUAGAAGCUGGGAAUCAGAGUUUAGAAGAACAGAAGAUGGACUCUCAAGAGAACGAAAAAGAUUCAGCCCAGAUUCAUCAGGAGGUGCAAACUCUGGCUGACCAUGUCUUGGGAACUGGAUACCUGUUGGGUACCCAGUACCUUGGUACCCAGCAAUGGGUUAGAGGGCACUUGUUACUUGGUACCCGAUACAGGGGCCCCUGCUACGCAGUAUGUCCUCAUAAUGAUGAAACACAAACGAUUGAACUAAGGGAAGAAAUGCAGAAAGCAUCUUUAAACGUCGAAGACGAGCAGCCACCUGUGGAGGACGAGUCAGACAAUCCCACAGCUGUGUCUGAAGAUCUAGGGGAACUGAAUUUAGAAAAAACAGUGACUACCCAGGUACCCAGUGACGGGAACCCAACUGUUCCCAGUCUUCAUGAUGAUAACGACGAGCUUCCAGAGAACCCCGGGCCUGCCCAUGGGAGCGCUGAAGAAGAAUGGGAGGCUGAAGAAGACUGGGAGGCUGAAGAGCCAACGCCUUCUACAUCUGGCCUAGGAUCCAGCUGGGACUAAUCCAACUUCUACUAGAGACGACUUCUUCCAGAACACCAAUGAAGAUCAGAAAAGCAUAUAAAAGUGAAGUAGGGAGCUUGGCAUGGGUUUAGAUUUUUUAAAACUAGGAAACAGAGAAUUUGAAUCAGGAAAACGUAAAAUUUUCAGAGAGAAGAAACUGAAUGGGUGAGAGAGUAGAUGCUGCAGACCUGCAGGAACAGGAUUGCAGGCAGAGGAAAUAAUACGAGCAACCAAUCUAAAUUUAGUAAGUAGUAACACACAGUAACACGAGGGAUUAAACAAAGGCUCAAAGUUUAGAAGAGCAGAAAAUUAACCUGUAGUUCUUCAAGAGCUUCUGCAGGAGGAAAUAGGAAUGGGUUAAAGAUUUUAGCUCUAGCAAUUACGCUUAUCAGAGCUUCUAGUUUCCGUAGACUAAGAGUCAAUACCUUAGAUGGGUUGGCUCUUGAUUUAAAAUGCCACUACAUUAGAGAGUUUUUACACUAUGUGUCUAGGAUGUAGCUUCUUCCACCAACAGGUACUAAAAUACAAACGAAGAAAAAAAAACGCAGCACAGGUGACAUCUCAACCGAUCAAAUCAUUUCUGUGUCUCCGUGUGCUGCGUGGGGGUUUUCUCUGGGUGCUCCAGUUCACCCCCAACACAAAAUCCUAAAAUCCUGACAAGUUAAGCCUAAAUUAUACUUCUCCGUCAUCGCCACGAGGGAGAGGCACGCUCGCACGGAUGGAGACAAUUUGCCCUCAGACUUCUCCGUCUCCUGGGGAGUGUUGCAAAGCAAUUCCCCGCUAGGACAUUUAACCCUCAAAAUAAGUGGGGCCGACUGGAGCUGUCCGAGCAGGGCCGACCAGGUACAGAUGGGAAUGGCCCAUAAGAGUCAAUACCUUAGAUGGGUUGGCUCUUGAUUUAAAAUGCCACUACAUUAGAGAAUUUUUACACUAUGUGUCUAGGAUGUAGCUUCUUCCACCACCAGGUACUAAAAUAUAAAG